Symbiodinium natans is the source of this 1311-nucleotide messenger RNA. The record is from the annotation of a GenBank genome assembly. NCBI's taxonomy places the organism in Eukaryota, Dinophyceae, Suessiales, Symbiodiniaceae.
AUGGAGCAUCUCCGGGCAUGGCUGAAGGUGGUCCUACAGGUGAGGCAAAUGCAACCCGAGCAUGCUCAGUACUUCCUCACUUAUCUGGCGCAAGGCAUCGGUCGAGUCGGCAAGGACUACUUGAAGAGUUCAGCUGCGCAGCUCCUCAGCAUGCGCGAACUCCAGCUCUUCAGCAACCUGCUGCCAGAGUUCGGAAGCCUCCCCUGGGCGCUGAAGCCCGUGAUUGUGUUGCUCAUCGAGCGGACCGUGCCAGCGACGCGGCAGUUGGCGCUUGUAACAGCCGUGGCCGUCACGGCCAUGCCGUGGUUCUUCCUAAGCGUGUACCCACCGAUGCCAAUGAUGCUGCUGCUCGCAACCGGUCUCGCAUCUCUGGGCUCGGCGGUGGUGGAUGGUCUCACCGACGGAAGGCUGGCUGCUGAAUCGACAGAGGCAUCUGCUGCUGCUCUGCAGUCUCUGUGCCAGACGGGGUACAGCAUCGGUGCUUUUCUCGUCGGCUUCGCAGCUUGGGCCCUGGAGCUGCCGACCCAGCUUUCCCUGAUGGUCACCGCCGCGGCCUGGGCAUCGAUUCUCGUUGCGCUUCGGCCGACUCGCUCGCAGCAGGAGCCGGGCGCGGACGCUGGCUGGCGACCAUUUGCUUGGAGAGAGCUGGCCAAGCCCAACAUAUUGUGUGUGGCUGUCUUGGGCUUCGCCGUUUGCUUGGCUCCAGCUGCUGACACCUUCCUUUAUCGCCAGUUUGUGCUGGGCUUGAAAAGCUCUCAGCAGCCAUUGGUAUCCAUCGCUGGGACAGUUGGGUGGUUCCUGGGCACCUUCACAUACCGGGAGAAGAUAGCUUUCGGCCGCACUGCAACAGGAGCCUUGCGCUUCUCCCUUCUGCUCUGGGCGCUGCCGCUCUUUGCGAAGGUGUUGCUACUGGCUGUGGAUGAAUCUCUGGCGCUUCCUGCGGCCUUGCUGGAGAACGCAGCGAGCGAGUUUGGUAAGGCCCUGACGUUCAUGCCGACCACGAUCCUGCAGCAGCUCCACGCGACAAAAGGCUGCGAGGGCACAGCAUUCACUUUGAUGCAGAGUGGCGGCACCCUGGGCAUGGUGCUGGGACGAAACCUCGAAUGGCGGCUGCUACUGUGGUGUGGAAUUGAUGCCACCGAAGGCGCUGUUGGCUUCUCCCGGUUCCCGGUUGUUAUCGCGCUGGCCGCCCUUUGGCGCAUUCUGACUGCGGCUGCCAUCAUCUGGCUCCUGAUGCCCCAGCUAACGCAGCCGACGGAGCAGCCGCGCAGGAAAGAGAAAAGGGACCCUCCUGCCCAGCAGCUGAUGUAG